Messenger RNA from Theobroma umbraticum, 2304 nucleotides. Its product is annotated as cycloartenol synthase 2-like. Lineage: Eukaryota; Viridiplantae; Streptophyta; Magnoliopsida; Malvales; Malvaceae. Gene Ontology annotation, cellular component: lipid droplet. Gene Ontology annotation, biological process: triterpenoid biosynthetic process. Gene Ontology annotation, molecular function: intramolecular transferase activity. The record is from RefSeq and is a predicted model, not a curated record.
AUGUGGAAGCUUAAGCUUUCUCAAGGGAAUGAACCCUGGCUUAAAAGCGUGAGCAAUCACAUGGGAAGACAAUAUUGGGAGUUCGAUCCUAAUCUUGGUACACCAGAAGAGCGAGCUCGAGUCGAAAAGGCUCGGAAUGAGUUCACCAAGAAUCGGUUUCAAACCAAGCAAAGCUCUGAUAUGCUAAUGAGAUUUCAGUUUGCAAGGGAGAAUAAUCCAGCAGGAGAGAGGAAGCUGCCAGACAAGGUCAACGUGAAAUCCAGCCAAGAAGUAAGUGAGGAAACGGUGAGGACCACAUUAAGGAGGGCUCUGAGAUUCUAUUCAACGUUGCAAUGCGAGGAUGGGUUCUGGCCUGGUGACUAUGGUGGCCCCUUGUUCCUUCUACCUGGCUUGGUAAUUGGGCUAUUCAUAACGGGAGCAUUAGAGAUAAUUUUGCCCUCCCACCAUCGACAGGAGAUACGACGCUAUCUAUACAACCAUCAGAAUAAAGAUGGAGGAUGGGGAUUACACAUAGAAGGGGAGAGCACCAUGCUUGGCACUGCACUCUCAUACGUCACUCUGAGAUUGCUGGGAGAAACCAGAGAUGGAGGAGAUGGUGCUAUUGCCAAAGCCAGAACAUGGAUUCUUCAUCAUGGUGGACUUACCUUCAUUCCAUCAUGGGGCAAGAUGUGGCUUUCAGUGCUGGGGGUAUAUGAGUGGAGUGGCAACAACCCUUUACUGCCUGAGCUUUGGCUUCUUCCUUACUUUCUUCCCAUCCAUCCAGGAAGGAUGUGGUGUCACUGUCGCAUGGUGUAUCUGGCAAUGUCAUAUUUAUACGGGAAGAAAUUUGUAGGGCCAAUUAAUUCACUUGUUUUGUCACUCAGGAGAGAACUCUAUACGCUUCCCUAUCACCUUAUUGACUGGGAUCAAACCAGAAAUCUAUGUGCUAAGGAAGACCUAUACUAUCCACAUCCCAUGAUACAAAACAUAUUAUGGAGCUGUCUUCAAAAGGUUGGAGAACCUUUUCUCAUGAAAUGGCCCUUCUCUAAGCUAAGACAAAAGGCUCUUGACAUUGUGAUACAACACAUCCACUACGAGGAUGAAAAUACUUGUUAUAUUUGCCUUGGCCCUGUCAAUAAGGUACUAAACAUGGUAUGUUGUUGGGUAGAGGACCCAAACUCAAAGGCAUACAAGUGUCACCUUUCAAGAAUUAAAGAUUACCUCUGGGUUGCUGAAGAUGGCAUGAAAAUGCAGGGAUACAACGGAUCUCAACUAUGGGAUGUUGCUUUUUCUGUUCAAGCAAUCUUGGCAACCAACCUUGUCGAGGAAUAUGGUCCGAUGCUUAAGAAAGCUCACAACUUCAUCAAAAACACACAAGUCAAAGAAAAGAGUGGCAACAACCUUAAUUCUUGGUAUCGCCACAUUUCAAAGGGGGGAUGGCCUUUCUCAACACCUGAUAAUGGCUGGAUUGUAUCAGAUUGCACAUCGGAAGGUUUAAAGGCAGCACUCUUGUUAUCAAGAAUGCCAUCUGAUGUUGUGGACGUAAAGAUUACACCAGAUCAAUUAUAUGAUGCUGUUAAUGUUAUUUUGUCUUUACAGAACAACAGUGGUGGUUUUGCAUCAUAUGAGCUCACGAGAUCUUACGCAUGGUUGGAAAUGUUCAAUCCAGCUGAAUUGUUUCGAGAUAUCAUCAUUGACUAUCAGUAUGUGGAAUGCACUUCAGCAGCAAUUCAAAGCCUUCAAUUAUUUCUGAAGCUGCAUCCAAGUUAUAAAAAGAAAGAAAUAGAAGCUUGUAUUGCAAAAGCAAUCAACUUCAUUGAGAGUAUACAACUACCUGAUGGAUCAUGGUAUGGGUCAUGGGGAGUUUGCUUUGUCUACGGAACAUGGUUUGGGAUAAAGGGGCUGGUGGCUGACGAUAGGACCUAUCACAACUGUCAUAGCAUCAGAAAAGCCUGUGACUUCUUACUGUCGAAGCAGCUUGAAUCCGGUGGCUGGGGAGAGAGCUAUCUUUCCAGCCAAAACAAGGAGUACACGAAUUUGGAAGGAAACAAAGCGCACCUGGUGACGACGGCAUGGGCAAUGUUAGCUCUGAUGGAAGCUGGACAGGCGGAGAGAGAUCCAACACCAUUGCAUCGUGCGGCCAAGGUGCUGCUGAAUUCACAGUUGGAAAAUGGAGAAUUCCCGCAGCAGGACACCAUUGGAGUGUUCAAUAAGAAUUGCAUGAUCAGCUACUCAGCCUACAGAAAUAUAUUUCCCAUAUGGGCCCUUGGGCACUACCUUAACCGCCUUCUGCUUCCUUCUCCCUCACAGCUCAAAAAGGCCUAG